UGGCCACUGUGAAAAGCUUGACAACCACAACAACCAUUAAUCUAUUAGUGUACCGUACAAUAAAAAAAACACAUUUUUAUCACUCCCAUCUUCUUGUAAGGCCCCAAUCCCGAGGAUUAAUAAAUAUCAACAAUAUAUUGUAUAUCGCCACUAAUUUUCUCCCCAUCCACUGUGUAUAGUACUAUACGUAUGCAGUAGUACAGCUCAGGCUGUUGGCAUUUCGUACGUUGUUUGAGGUUCCUUGGAUCUGUUCGUUCGAUCUUUUUUAGGAAUUCUGAUCUACCCCGGCCAACUUCACUUCCAUGGCAGAUUUGGACAAUUCCAGUACCUGCGGAGAAGCUUGUGUGGAAAGUCCAGAAGUGGAGGUCACAAGCCAAGAUUCAAAUAAUAAGCUAGUUUUCUCGGUGGAUGAGGAAGCUCUGAUAGUCAGAAUGUAUAACUUGGUGGGAGAGAGGUGGUCACUAAUUGCUGGGAGAAUCCCAGGAAGAAGUGCAGAGGAAAUUGAGAAGUACUGGAACUCAACACACUCAACUAGUCUUUGAUCCAUGAGAAAAUAAAGUUUCGCUCUGUGAGUGGUAGAUUGUGGACAAGAAAAAAAAAGUACGAGUUAAAAUUAAUUAAUAUUGGUAAAAUGUCGGUGAUUGCGUCCGAAAGCUAAGCAAAAUAAUGUUAUGCCUGGGGCUAUAUAUGUAUGUAAAGUUCAGAGGAUUAUGUAUUUAUUAUGUUUAAUUAGUUUCAUGGGAUUAUGUAUUUCUUAUUUAUCAUUUUUAUUUCUCAA
Molecule: messenger RNA, 778 nt
Organism: Ipomoea triloba (trilobed morning glory)
Lineage: Eukaryota; Viridiplantae; Streptophyta; Magnoliopsida; Solanales; Convolvulaceae
Product: MYB-like transcription factor ETC1
Exons: 3
Coding region: 303-542 (79 amino acids)
Biological process (GO): cell differentiation
Cellular component (GO): nucleus
Molecular function (GO): transcription cis-regulatory region binding
Source: RefSeq, a predicted model, not a curated record